CACCAGCAUUCCUCAUUCAUUCACUUUCAGGCAACCUCAAACGUUUAUUAAGAGGUUCCCCAGCCUCCCACUCUCAUUCUCUUUUCUGUUCCAGGCAAGCUCCCUCCCAGCAGGCUCCGGCAGAAAUCCGGCAAAGUACUUUCUCCUUCUCUCCUGGAGAAAUGCAACACCUCCAAGUAAUUCUGUUUUACAUCCUCUGCUCUUCUUUGUGGGCAGAGGACAGCGAUGACUAUGAGCUCAUGUACUUGAAUUUGAAUAAUGAAAUAGAGAAUGGAAUGCAUCCCACUGACGAAAGCUCGGCGUGUGACUGUCGCCAGGAGCGCACUGCAUGGGACCGGCUCUUCAUUAUGCUGGAGAACUCCCAGAUGCGAGAGAACAGGCUGCUGCAGGCAACGGAGGGCAUGUUGGCCGCAGAGCUGCAGGGCCUGCGCUCGGACGUGGCCCGCACGUGCGCCUCGGCCCCAGAGCCCAUCCGGCUGGCCAAGAUGCUGGACGAACUGCUGCUGGCCAGCCGGGGCCUGACACACCGGCUGGCCAAGCUGGAGAGCGCCUGGCAGAGGGCGCCCGAAGCUACAGCGAGCUCCCUGCUGCUGCCUGUGCUGGAGGAGCUGCGGGCCCUGAGGAGGUGGACUGGACAGCGCUCGCUGCCUGCAGGUUGCGAAACAGCACUUUUAUUCCCCAUGCGUUCAAAGAAAAUCUUCGGCAGCGUUCACCCAAUGGCUGAAAUGAAGCUUCGGUCCUUCACUACCUGCAUCUGGGUCAGAGCAACUGAUGUGUUAAAUAAAACUGUGUUGUUUUCCUACGGCACAAAGAGGAAUCCCUAUGAAAUCCAGCUCUACCUCAAUUCUUGGUCCACCGUGCUUGUGGUUGGUGGAGACCAGAACAAGCUUGUUGCUAACUCCGUGGUUCCCCUGGGAACAUGGACCUAUCUGUGUGGCACAUGGAACUCAGAGGAAGGGGUCACAUCCCUGUGGGUCAAUGGAGAACUGGCAGCCACUGGAUCUGGGAUGGCCACUGGUCACAUCAUCCCAGAGGGUGGGAUUCUGCAAAUUGGCCAAGAAAAGAAUGGCUGCUGCGUGGGUGGGGGCUUUGAUGAAACAUUGGCUUUCUCUGGAAGGCUCACUGGCUUUAACCUCUGGGACAGAGUUCUCAGCAGUGAUGAGAUCAGACAAACAAGAGGAGAAGAUUCCUGUCAUAUCAGGGGCAAUGUUGUUGGGUGGGGAGUUACAGAGAUUCAGCCACAUGGAGGAGCUCAGUAUAUCUAAGUUUCAAAACAUCCCCAUCAGAAGCCAAAGAAGGAUACUCUCACAUUCAACCUCAGUGCAUGAUGGAAGCCUGAGACCAAUAGAGGGGAAAACUGAGGCUGGGGGGUUGUGGAGUUUGCCCUUGAUUAAGCCAC
This is a messenger RNA of Gracilinanus agilis (Agile Gracile Mouse Opossum), 1399 nucleotides long. It is a transcript of the gene PTX3, whose product is annotated as pentraxin 3. Gene Ontology annotation, molecular function: complement component C1q complex binding. Bases 162 to 1265 code for a protein of 367 amino acids. The transcript has 3 exons. The record is from RefSeq and is a predicted model, not a curated record. Gene Ontology annotation, biological process: innate immune response. NCBI's taxonomy places the organism in Eukaryota, Metazoa, Chordata, Mammalia, Didelphimorphia, Didelphidae.